Molecule: messenger RNA, 1436 nt
Organism: Vigna umbellata (rice bean)
Lineage: Eukaryota; Viridiplantae; Streptophyta; Magnoliopsida; Fabales; Fabaceae
Source: RefSeq, a predicted model, not a curated record
GCAACUAAACGAACUAACUAUUACAGAAAACCUAACUGUUAGGUCAAAGAAUAAAAUAGGUUUAAUUCCUACUUUUACUUCUCUUCCUAUAAUACACUUUUAAAGUCCUAUUUGUAUCUUGUUGUCUAUCAGAAGCACCCAAAAUUAACUCAUCUUGCUGACAUACAUUUUUAUUUAAAAUCUUUAUUGAGAUAAUCUGUACACAUUCCAAUUAUAUUCAGCUUUUCAAAAUCAAGUCUACUCAAUUUUACCACAAACAAGCUCAUAGUUCUUUUGCCACCCAAAAAAGGGAGCAUACUAUCUGUUAUAAUUGCAAAAAUAGGACACAGGAUCUGGAGCAUGAAAUUCUGAAAUUGAACUUUUUUCUGAGUUGUUUUAAGAUUCAUGAACUCGGAUAAACUGAAGUGACUGCAUAUACCUUGAGCUCGGACUUAUCUAUUGAUGAAUGACAUAAUUCUUAAACAUACCCAAUCUCCUUUGCUUUAGCAUUUGUGAGAACUAUUGACAACCUGCUAUUCAUUAUAUGUUUAUUAUGACUUGUCCCUUUUAUCCUUGGAGGUGGAUUUUUGUGUCUGACGUUAUGUUGCAUGUUUACUGAUGGAAGUGAUACGAAGGGCACCGCAUGAAUUCAAGAUUGCUUGUUUAGAGGAUAUCAAAAAGCUUUUCCCUUCUGACUAUAACCCAUUCUACGCCGGAUUUGGAAAUAGAGAUACAGAUGAGCUGAGUUACAGAAAGAUUGGCAUCCCGAAGGGCAAAAUAUUUAUUAUUAACCCCAAGGGUGAGGUAGCUAUUAGUCACCGAAUUGGUGCAAAGUCAUAUACAUCAUUACACACUCUUGUGAAUGACAUGUUUCCACCAACUUCUUUGGUCGAGCAGGAGGACUACAACUCAUGGAACUAUUGGAAAACCCCAUUGCCAGAUUUAGAUUAGUUCAUUGCCUAAGAUAUUCAGUUCCUUUUGAUAAGGAUCCAUUGGAAUGGAAGUUGAAACAUCCUAGAUGUCAAGCGAAAACCAGAAAUUCCUCCUACGCAAGACCAUAAUUGAUCGGCGAAUAUCCUUCUAUACUUGUUUCAUGUCCUUGCUGUUCAUUUUGAUCUGCAUUAAAUCCUGAUUCAUUAUAAUCCUCCAAUCAACAGGAAUUGUACAACAUUUGGUUCAGUUGUUAUGCUGUACUACACCUAGUUUACUUUUCAAUUUUCAUUGGGGGUCAUCAGGGAAUAAUGUCAUAGAUGCUUACCAAAGAAGCUUCUCUGGCUCAAAUUGUGGGUUGGGUGGAUGAGGUGUAUAAACACUAAGUAUUUCAUGCCAUGAUAUGGAGCUUUAAGUCUCAAUUAUUAGCCUGAUAUUAAUGUUUAUCUUUAGCUAAGUGCUGAGUUUGGAUUUUCAUGCCAUGAUAUGAAGCUUCAAGUCUUAACCUGGUAUUGAUGUUUAUCAUG